This is a messenger RNA of Diachasma alloeum, 3161 nucleotides long. Its product is annotated as serine/threonine-protein kinase 32A. Bases 282 to 1721 code for a protein of 479 amino acids. Gene Ontology annotation, molecular function: ATP binding; G protein-coupled receptor kinase activity; G protein-coupled receptor binding. Gene Ontology annotation, biological process: protein phosphorylation; regulation of signal transduction; G protein-coupled receptor signaling pathway. The transcript has 7 exons. Lineage: Eukaryota; Metazoa; Arthropoda; Insecta; Hymenoptera; Braconidae. The record is from RefSeq and is a predicted model, not a curated record.
GCGCCGGCCGAGGAGUGUCCCGAGGAGGCGUCUCAACCUCCACCACAACAAUCCUCUGUCAAUUAACUUCACUCCUUGUUUUUCUACUGUUUUUUAUAUCAUUGUGUAGAGAAAAAGAGAAGCUGAAUGUCAAUAGUAUGCUCCAUCUGUAUAUAGCGUGCAUUCUCGUGAUAACUAGUGAGUGAGUUAUACUUCUUGGACGCGCAGACGACAGCCCACGGUGUAUCAUGGUUUUAAUUGACAAGUCAAUUGUAUUAAUACCGAGAUAAUGCGAAAAGUUCAUGUGUCGGGGGAAUGACGUUCAUCGAUUCACUCGUAGAACGUUGUUAUUCUCAAACGUACGACGGCCGCUCGCUACAAUGGGUGGAAAUCACUCGAGGAGCUUUCCGACUCCUGGGGAAGAUGUGAAUUUUGAUCACUUCCAAAUUCUCCGAGCAAUCGGCAAAGGGAGUUUUGGUAAAGUCUGCAUCGUCGAAAAGCGAGGAAAACCAGGGCAAAUGUAUGCGAUGAAAUACGUCCGUAAAACUGAAUGCGUCGAGAGAGGAGCACUCCGGAAUGUUCUUCGCGAGGUUGAGAUUCUCUCUAAAUUAGAACACCCCUUCCUCGCGAAUCUCUGGUUUAGCUUUCAAGAUGAGGAAGACUUGUUCAUGGUGUCAGAUCUACUGCUGGGGGGCGACCUGAGGUUCCACAUUCAAAAGAAAGUUCAUUUCACAGAGUCGAGUGUCGUUCUCUUUAUCGCUGAGAUUGGCCUGGCACUGGACUAUCUCAGGAGUAAGAAAAUCGUUCACAGGGACUUGAAACCGGAUAACAUACUGUUGGACGAAGAAGGGCAUGCACACGUUACGGAUUUUAACGUGGCAACUACUCUGGAAGAAAAUCAAUUGGCGACAUCGGUGUCAGGAACGAGGCCCUACAUUGCUCCAGAAAUCUUCAUGUGCACCUGCGAUUCCUCUGGGAUUCAGGGGUACAACUACUCGGUAGAUUGGUGGAGUCUGGGUGUCCUUGCGUGGGAAACUCUCGAAGGAGUCAGACCAUUUCACGUCCUCGCACAUGCAACACAUUCAGAGGCUCUCCGCAUCAUGCAGGAUGGCAGACCAAUACCCCCCUUAGAGUGGAGCAAACCAACGGUGAGCCUUCUAGAGUCUCUCCUGACAUUUGAUCCGAAGAAUCGUCUGACCACACUGGAGGACCUCCAGAAGACCGACGCCAUGCUUGCCUUCGAUUUCGACCAAAUUCUCAAGAAGCAAGUGAAACCCAUGUUCACCCCAUCGAAAGAUCAUCUGAAUUGUGAUCCAACAUUCGAACUCGAGGAGAUGAUCAUCGAGACCAGACCCCUUCACAAGAAGAAGAAGAGACUGGCCAAGCAGAGGUCACUGAGGUGUCAGGAGAUCACUGAACAGACUGAGUCGAGUUUGGCGAAUGGAAUUGAUACAAUUAAACUUGCCUUUAUACCUGAAUAUCUAGUUUAUAAUAGGGAACGUGAAAUGGAGCGAAGGGAGAGGGAGGCCAAGGAGGCAGAGUGGGAAGAGGAGCUCAGACGAGCUAUGGCGCAUGCUGAAACCAAACUCAGGGAGACUGAUGUCGACAAACUCCGCAAAAAUCGCCUGAGUUUUCGCUCGCGUUUCGAACAUGUAUCUUCGCGGAAAAAUAAACAACCUGAACAGGCACAUUCACUGGAUAUUGACUACAUUGAUGUCACCCCUGAAUCGUCUACCUCUUAAAACCAAAAUCGUAGCUGUGAAUGUAUUUUUGAUCUCUAAGAACCAAAAAAAAAAACUUGUAAAUACUCUAUUUAAUAACGAUGAUUUUGUAGUGGAGGCACAUUUUUAAAUUGAGAGAAUUAUUCAAAUGCGAAUGACUGUUCGUAAAUUUAAUAAAAUUGUUUUUGAUAAUGAAACAAGAAAAUUAAGUGGAGGCAACUGUUGAAUGAAAGUAUAAAUGCUUUAUUGCAUUGAAACAUAGAAAAGAGGAACAAAAUAAUGGAAGGAUGGAGUAUAUGCGUUUUGUUAUCACACCGAGUGAUUGCGUUAACUUUAUAUCUUAAAUAUAAACUGUAAUUAUUGUAUGGUAACACAGAAUUACUAUGUGUCACUCAUAAUUGUGAUAAAAAUCAUUACAAUUUUUAAAACUAAACGAAAAAAAACUAACGCAUGAUAUAAUGUAUAUGUUAAUAUCACAAAAUACGGGUACUCGUCAUUAUCAAAAUUCAAUUCGCGAAUUAAUGAAGAACGACCAACGACAGAUGUUGGAAUAAACCCGCAGUUACAAUACAUAAAUUAUAUUUUCUACACUCAGUUUAUAUAAUCCUUUGAGAAUUUUAAUUUUUUAAGAGAGCAAUAUUUGUGUGAAAAUAUUUUUAUUCCUCAAAAAAUAGAUUUCACAAUAUUUUAAACUCUUUCUGUUAUUAAUCUGAUUAAUUGAGCAUUAUAGCACGCUACGCAUCAUCUUUUCUACUCUGAUUGUGAAAAUUAGAAACGAAAAAAAAGUAGAUAAACGUUUUUAGACGUUAUAACAUAAGCACCAUUGAAAAAAAAAAAAUGUUAUCCGAAACUUUUGGCAUAUUUUAAAGAGCUCAAUCUCAAAAUGAUCACUCUGGGAAGACCCUAGUUAUUGAUAAGUUAAGCAUGAAUUUUCAGUCAUUUUAUACGACUCUAGCAUCCACAAGAAGCAAACUUACGCCUGUAACACAUGUGGAAUACGUGUUGAAUAAACCAAAAAGUUAUUUUAAAAAGAAGAAGAAAAUGUUAGAUUGACAAUUAAACGGCAGUAACAUCAGUUAUUUCAAUCCUAGUAAUUGGUUUGGCAGGUUCAACGAUGAUAUAUUCACCAUCUACGUCCUUCGAUACCUCACCAAUACGCAAUUGUUGUAGAUUAGCAACAAUCGAGUCAACCUGGACAGGUUCAUUUGGCACUGAAUUCUUAUUUCUUAAUUUACCAAAGUGAAGAUAACAAAAUCCACGCUGUCCACGCCACGUUAUGUCUGUUGGCCUAACUCCACGCUCUGUCAGGGCAUUUUUUAAAUCACGAACUCUCACAUCUGAUCCAAUAUUUGACAGUUUCAAGGAAAAAUCAAUGACAGACCUUGACCUGUAUUUCAUUUGUUUACGACGCUGUGAUUUCUCUGGUUUCUCAUUGUUCUGGAGGAAAAUUAACACUUUGUU